Messenger RNA from Drosophila grimshawi, 2471 nucleotides. RefSeq names its product ecdysone 20-monooxygenase (gene shd). The coding region runs from base 116 to 1732 and encodes 538 amino acids. Gene Ontology annotation, molecular function: heme binding; iron ion binding; monooxygenase activity. The record is from RefSeq and is a predicted model, not a curated record. The transcript has 7 exons. NCBI's taxonomy places the organism in Eukaryota, Metazoa, Arthropoda, Insecta, Diptera, Drosophilidae.
AAAAACGUCUAAAAUGUUAGCUGAAAGUGCUUCAUUAUUGACUUAACGACAAAUACAGAAAAUAACGGAUCUUGAAUUGGAUUUAAAACAAAGCACGCAAUUAAAAAAGCGUCCAAUGGUAAUGGCCGUGAUACUGUUGCUCGCCCUGGCACUCGUACUCGGUUGCUAUUGUGCGAUUCAUCGUCAAAAGAUCUGUGCGAUUUACUUGAAGCCACUGUUGAAGAAUACACCGCUGGAGGAUUGCUAUCAUGCCACGCCCAUUGAGCAGCGGAAGCGCAAGGGCAUCUGGGAUAUACCCGGUCCGCAGCGUAUACCCUUCCUGGGCACCAAAUGGAUAUUCCUCAUCUUCUUUCGGCGCUACAAAAUGACAAAGCUGCAUGAGGUCUACGCAGAUCUGAAUCGACAGUAUGGUGACAUUGUGCUGGAAGUGAUGCCCUCGAAUGUGCCCAUUGUGCAUCUGUAUAAUCGCGAGGAUCUCGAGAAGGUGCUCAAGUAUCCCAGCAAGUAUCCCUUUCGUCCGCCCACCGAAAUCAUUGUGAUGUAUCGUCAAUCGCGACCCGAUCGCUAUGCCAGCGUUGGCAUUGUCAACGAGCAGGGACCAAUGUGGCAGAGAUUGCGUUCCUCGCUCACCUCGAGCAUCACCUCGCCGCGCAUCCUGCAGAAUUUUCUGCCCGCUCUCAAUGCUAUCUGUGAUGAUUUCGUUGAGCUGCUGCGCUCCAAACGCGAUCCACACACCGAUGUGGUGGCCAACUUUGAGGAGCUGGCCAAUCUGAUGGGUCUGGAGGCCGUUUGCACUUUGAUGCUCGGCCGGCGCAUGGGUUUUCUUGCGGCCAAUACUAAGCAGCCGGAGAAGAUCAGCCAAUUGGCGGCGGCUGUCAAACAGCUGUUCAUCUCACAGCGGGAUUCGUAUUAUGGGCUGGGCCUCUGGAAAUACUUCCCCACCAAGACAUAUCGAGAUUUUGCACGUGCCGAGGACUUGAUCUAUGAUGUCAUCUCCGAGAUCAUUGACAACGAACUGGAGGAGCACAAGAAGUCCGCCGCCUGCGAGGAUGAGGAUGCGACCGGACUGCGCUGCGUAUUCCUUAACAUACUCGAACUCAAAGAAUUGGACAUUCGGGACAAGAAGUCGGCAAUCAUUGACUUUAUAGCCGCGGGCAUUGAAACGCUAGCGAACACACUGCUCUUCGUGCUCAGCUCGGUGACGGAAGAUGCUUCGGCACUGCCUCGCAUACUCGGCGAGUUCCUUGAGUAUCGUGACACGAACAUCCUGCAGGAUGCGCUCACGAAUGCCACAUACACCAAGGCGUGCAUACAGGAGUCGUACAGACUGAGGCCCACGGCCUUUUGCCUGGCACGCAUCCUCGAAGAGGACAUGGAACUAUCCGGUUACUCUCUGAAUGCGGGCACUGUGGUGCUGUGCCAGAAUAUGAUUGCCUGCCACAAAGAUGGCAACUUUCGCGAGGCCAAUCAAUUUAGCCCGGAACGCUGGAUAGAUGCCACAACGGGCAACUUUACGGUGAAUGUGGACAGUGCAAGCAUUGUGGUGCCCUUCGGAGUGGGUCGACGCACCUGUCCCGGCAAGCGAUUCGUCGAAAUGGAGGUGGUCCUGCUGCUGGCAAAGCUGGUGCUGGCUUUCGAUGUUAGCUUUGUGAAGCCGCUGGAAACCGAAUUCGAGUUUCUUUUAGCCCCCAAAACGCCGCUAAGUUUAAGGCUGCGCGAUCGCGACUCAUGAAUCGUAUUGUAUCUAAUACAAUCCCCCUAAAAAAUGAAAGGUUAACACACUAAUAUAUUAUUUUGUAUAUACGAAAGAAGUCUAGGGAGUAGAACUCAUGUAAGUCUAAGCACGCUCGCAAUUUGAAUGUGGUAAAAUAUUUGUCCGUUUGGUUUCUGAAUUGAUUUUCCUUACAAACUUAAAUCGUGUCUUUUCAAGCUUCAGCUUAAAUUACCAUUUAUACACCUACACCUACACUUAAAGAUCAUUUUCGAGUUGUAAUGAGAAAUAUUUAAACUUUCAUCCGCAAAGUAUGCUAAAAAAAUGCAAAAUUCACUUUGGGAAAUUAAAUCCUAGAAGCGAGCGUUGAAUAUAUGACAAAAGUUAGAUAUAGCUUUGCAAUAGAACCCCACAAAUCUAACAAAAUACAAAACAAAAAAGGAUGAAAAACAUAAUAAAGAAACCUAACUGUACAUAGAAGAAAAGACUAAAAAGUUGCAUCCAUUUAGCUGUAUUUGAAUACGUUUCUUUGUGUUGUUGUAGGUAGUUAUUGUUAAUCUUAAGUAGCGGCAAUUAUUUUUGUGGCGUGUAAACGGAAAGACUGUGUUUAAGUUUUGUUGUUUUAAUGCUGAUUGUAACUCGUAAUCGUGUAAUCUGUAUAAUCUAUAAUCUGUAUAAAAAGACACAUCUAAUUCGUAAUGCUCUGUACAGUUAACCAAUAUGUAUUUAUUCCAAGUUUUUCUAUUUCUUAGUUCUUGUA